This is a messenger RNA of Caenorhabditis briggsae, 693 nucleotides long. It is a transcript of the gene Cbr-tag-243, whose product is annotated as Protein CBR-TAG-243. NCBI's taxonomy places the organism in Eukaryota, Metazoa, Nematoda, Chromadorea, Rhabditida, Rhabditidae. Gene Ontology annotation, biological process: positive regulation of Rho protein signal transduction. The coding region runs from base 1 to 693 and encodes 230 amino acids. The record is from RefSeq and is a predicted model, not a curated record. The transcript has 5 exons. Gene Ontology annotation, molecular function: actin binding.
AUGCCUAUCGGAUCAGCCAGUGACACUAUCAGAAAAUUCAAUGCAGUUGCACAGGCAAAUGAAGAAACAUUGAAAAAAAAUCCAUAUUCUGAUACUUAUAAAAUACAGCAGUUUGAUACUAAAAACUAUGGAAGACCACCUCCUGGAAGUAAAACUGAAGCUAGAGGAGUAAAGGCAGGAGUUCAUGUCUGUCGAGAAAUUUUAUUUCUGUGUGAGACGAUCGAUCAGAAUGCAGAAGGCGAAGAACCACACAAAUGGGUAAAAUUCGGGAAGCUUUUCAAUAUUUAUUCGUUCUAUUCGGAUAAGCUAGUAGGAAUGCUGAUUCGAGCCAGAAAAUACGGACUUGUCCACUUCGAAGGAGAAAUGCUUUAUCAAAGACAAGACGAUGAAAAAGUGAUAACAAUGUUGAUGGCUCUUCAAGAGAUUCGAGAAAGUUUAUCAGCUUCUGGAGACCCGGCAAACUGUAUUCAAAUCCGACGAAGUUCUGCUCCAGCUCCUUUUGUUCCUCCAGAAGUCAAAGAGAAACCAAGACUUCGUCCAAUUCGAAGUGAUUCUGUUACAUCUUCAAAAGCAAAGUUCGAGGCUCCAUCUUCAAUCAACACAGAAUCAGAUCCUCUUCCAGUUCUAGGAAAACCUAAAAAGCCGUGGACUCCUAAGGAUACAUCAAAAGCUCCAGUGUUCUGCACCUAUUAA